This is a messenger RNA of Penaeus indicus, 1143 nucleotides long. Its product is annotated as adhesive plaque matrix protein-like. The coding region runs from base 19 to 687 and encodes 222 amino acids. The record is from RefSeq and is a predicted model, not a curated record. NCBI's taxonomy places the organism in Eukaryota, Metazoa, Arthropoda, Malacostraca, Decapoda, Penaeidae. The transcript is spliced from 3 exons.
AGUUCCAUCGUCGACGAGAUGUUCGCUUUCCGCCGAGUUUUCUUUUCCACGCUGGUGAUGGCCGCGGGCGUCGUCCUCCUGAUGCCUCUCCAGACAACGGCCGAUGGGGGUUCCAACCAUCACCACCAGGCCAACCAUCAACAGCCCAGCUACCCACAGCAUCAGCAGCCCAGCUACCCACAGCAUCAAAAGGCCAGCUACCCACAACAUCAAAAGGCCAGCUACCCACAGCAUCAACAGCCCAGCUACCCACAGCACACACAGCCCAGCUACCCACAGCACACACAGCCCAGCUACCCACAGCACACACAGCCCAGCUACCCACAGCAUCAAAAGGCCAGCUACCCACAACAUCAAAAGGCCAGCUACCCACAACAUCAACAGCCCAGCUACCCACAGCACACACAGCCCAGCUACCCACAGCACACACAGCCCAGCUACCCACAGCAUCAAAAGGCCAGCUACACACAACAUCAACAGCCCAGCUACCCACAACAUCAAAAGGCCAGCUACCCACAGCAUCAACAACCCAGCUACUCACAGCACACACAGCCCAGCUACCCACAGCAUCAAAAGGCCAGCCACUCACAGUACCCUACGCACCAGAAUCCGACUUACCACGUACCAGUUGUGCACCAUACCAUUCGAAGACCCACCUACCAUCAGAGGCCUUUGUACCAUCACUAACCGAUAUGUUAUCAAUGGUCCAAUUACCACAACAACCACCAACACAUAUCACUAUCCCUAAAGGCUCCAGUACCAUAAUGACAGUACUUAGCAUUAGCUUUAGCAACGUGAAUCAUCGCCAUGGCCGAGACAGGCCAAGAUGAAAGAUUAAAUGGUACAUGUUUCACGUCCUUGGGUGUGUCAGUGCUUCCAAGCUUCUCUCUGCCUUUUUCUGUCUGUCUCUCACACAUGAGCACGUAAGCACAAUUUGUAAAUUCGUGUAAUAUUUGCACUAUUUCUGUCGCUUAAGUAAUUUCGUGUAACUGGUUUUAUUCUACCAGGAAUGCAUUUGUAUAGCAAUUAACCUUUAUGUAAUGGCAAUUUAUGUGGUAAAUUAUGAAGGCACAAUGUGAGUCGUAGUAUACUGUUAUAAUGAAUAAACAAACCGUAGCACCUUUAAAAAAAAAUUAUAAGUCA